AUGAACGGCGACGCAUAUUCUUCCAGAGACUCCGGUCGCUCCAGGGAUCAUUACAGAGACGAAAGAAGAGAUCGAGGCGAACGCGAUAGAGGUGAAAGACGACGUUCGAGAUCGCCACAUCAUGGCCGCGGUUCACGUCGUGAAGCAGAAGCAGACUCAUAUUCGUCCAGUCGCGAUUACAGAGCUAGAGAACGCGAAGACCGAUAUUCUAGUCGACGGGAUGAGCGAGAAUGGGACAGAGAUCGAGGUGACCGCCGCCGCCGGGAGCAUGAUGAACGUCCACCACGUCGAGAACGAGGCGAUCGGGGCGAUCUCUUCGAGGACCGACCGCGCCGCCGAGAGCGUGAGGGACGGGAUAGGGAACGACGACGGAGCGCAACUCCUCCUAAAAAGAGGGAGCCGACUCCUGAUUUGACGAACGUCGUGUCUGUCUUGGAGCGAAAACGUCGCUUGACACAAUGGGACAUUAAGCCUCCGGGGUACGACAAUGUUACUGCUGAGCAAGCAAAGCUCUCGGGCAUGUUCCCUCUGCCAGGAGCACCUCGUCAGCAAGCAGUCGACCCAUCCCGUCUACAAGCACUUGUGAAUCAACCUGCGGCAGGAACUACCGAAAACUCUGCACUGCGACCAGCCAACUCUCGACAAGCCAAGCGCUUAUUCGCUCACAACCUUCCGCCCAACGUAACCGAAGCGGCUCUUGUCUCAUUCUUCAACUUGCAGCUCAACGGAUUGAACGUGAUUGAGGGCAUCGACCCAUGCGUCUCUGCCCAGAUUUCAAAGGAUCACUCGUUUGCGCUCUUGGAAUUCAAGGGCGCCAACGAAACUACUGUUGCACUUGCUUUGGACGGCAUCACGAUGGAAGAACACGAAUCAGCCGCUACGGCCAACGGUGGUGCUCGAGGCCUAGAGCUGCGUCGGCCCAAGGAUUACAUAGUUCCAUCUGUCCCAGAGGAUCAGCAGCCGCACCAGGAGAGCGUGAUUUCGAAUCAUGUCCCUGAUUCUCCCAACAAGCUAUGCAUAACCAAUAUUCCUCUCUAUAUCCCGGAAGAGCCAGUUACCAUGCUUUUGAAAUCUAUUGGCGAGUUGAAAGCCUUUGUGUUGGUCAAGGAUAGUGGAACAGAUGAAUCUAGGGGCAUUGCAUUCUGUGAAUACGUGGACGCUGCUUCAACAGCCAUUGCAGUGGAGAGUUUGAACGGCAUGGAAUUGGGUGAUAAACAUCUCAAGAUCACACAUGCUAGCAUCGGCGCCACCCAAGCAGCUGGCCUCGAUAUGGGCGUUAAUGCCAUGUCAAUGUUUGCCAAGACAACAUCUGCAGAUUUAGAGACCAGUCGUAUCCUCCAAUUGUUGAACAUGGUCACAGCGGAUGAACUAAUCAACAAUGAUGAUUACGAAGAAAUUCUCGAGGACGUACAGGAUGAAUGCAGCAAGUAUGGCCAAGUACUCGAUGUUAAGAUUCCGCGCCCAGCUGGCGGUAGUCGACAGUCCGCAGGAGUGGGCAAGAUAUACGUCAAGUUUGAUAGCGUGGAAUCAGCAACCAAUGCCUUGAAAGCACUUGCGGGACGAAAGUUUUCUGAUCGUACAGUUGUGACGACCUAUUUCCCAGAGGAGAGUUUUGAAGUAGAUGCAUGGUAAUGCAAUUUGAAAUGGUAUGAUAUGAUGUGGUCGUUUAGCAGAAGGUCAGUGAUUCGUGGUAAUUAGCGCGACAUACUCCAGAUGACGUUUAUGAGCUUCGGAACUCCAGAACUGGUCUCGGAUCAACACUCGCUUGCCUUCACUUUUGCCAUAUUAUAAAGUGUCUUGCUCUCGAUGGCCCGCUGGAAGAUUGUUGCUCUAA
This is a messenger RNA of Talaromyces stipitatus ATCC 10500, 1834 nucleotides long. Its product is annotated as splicing factor u2af large subunit. Lineage: Eukaryota; Fungi; Ascomycota; Eurotiomycetes; Eurotiales; Trichocomaceae. Gene Ontology annotation, cellular component: commitment complex; nuclear speck; nucleus. The coding region runs from base 1 to 1632 and encodes 543 amino acids. Gene Ontology annotation, molecular function: poly-pyrimidine tract binding; pre-mRNA 3'-splice site binding. The record is from RefSeq and is a predicted model, not a curated record. Gene Ontology annotation, biological process: mRNA processing. The transcript has 6 exons.